UUUUUCGUUUGUGUGAGCAAAAAAAAAAAGAAAAAGAAAAGGAGAUUGGCGCUUAGCUAUAAAGCCUCCUGCUAAACCAGUUCAUCCCUCACACUUUGAGAAGUUUCGCCGUCCUGCAAGGUUGGCAUCUUCUUCACUUCAACAUCCGCUUCAAUCACUGUGGCAAUGACCGUCAAAUCAUUACGUCUUUUGGCGCUAUUCGCCACACUUGUUGCAUUUCCAGGCGCAGAGAACUCGGCUGUCAAACGACAGGUUGUUCAACCUGAAGCUCCAAAAUCUGGAUCAUUUUACCGUGGAGCAGUUGAAUCUCCUCCACCGACCGUCCACAUCGGACGAGGCUUCCAACGAGAUGCUGUUGAGUAUCGCCCCAAUCCCGAUUUUCGCCCUAUAAACCCAUUCGCCCUCCGCAACCUGAAUAGCGCCAUUUUCUUGUCGCAAUUCUACUAUCCAUCGCUGUACGCCGAUCAUUUCCGCAAAGUUUACCCCGACUAUUAUACUCCUUUUGCUGUGUUUCCGGUACCCAUCAGCAAUUCGAUUAUCCAAAAAGACGGAUCAGAAUGCCUGAACGGCCAAGCUUUGCGACCGAAUCCUGACGAUUGCACCGGCUAUCAGAGCUGCGUCCACGGCCAAUGGGAAAAUCAAAGGUGUCCUGAUGGAUUGCACUGGAACGCCCAGUACAGCAUUUGCGAUUGGCCGUCGAAUGUGCGAUGCGCCAUCGAAGCCACGUCUUCGGGUACUCAGGCCCCAGCUACUGAAGCUCCUCAACUUUCCACGACGACGCCUCGCUAUCCAAUUUCUGUCACCACGCCAUCUCGAGCUCCAGAUGUCACAACAACAACAUCGGCUCCACCUAGUCCAACUGCUUCACCUUCUGCACCGCCCUCUUCAUCUUCCGGUGAGGCUAAAGUGAUUUGCUACUACACGAACUGGUCGUGGUAUCGUCAAGGAGAAGCCAAAUAUUCUCCGAGUGACAUUGAUCUUAACCUCUGCACUCACAUCCUUUAUGGAUUCGCCACCUUGGAUCCGAAUCAGUCGAUUAUGCGUGUCUUUGAUUCUUGGUCCGACACUGAUGAAUACGGCCCAAAACUUUACGCUAAAGUGACGGCCCUUAAGAGUCACGGCAUCAAGGUUCUCAUCGCUCUCGGUGGCUGGAACGACUCUGCUGGAGGCAAAUAUAGUGCUAUGGUCAACAAUCCAGCUGCCAGGCGCCGUUUUAUUGAAAAUGCUAUCAUUUUCAUUGAAAAUUACGGAUUUGACGGUCUCGAUCUUGACUGGGAAUACCCCAAGUGCUGGCAGGUCGAUUGUAAUGCUGGCCCAGCCUCAGACAAACCUGCCUUCGCAGCUUUCGUCCGAGAAUUGCGAGAGGCCUUUACUCCCAGAGGCUGGCUUUUGACUGCUGCUGUUUCGCCAUCCAAAGCGGUCAUCGAUGCUGGCUAUGAUGUGCCGUCGUUGUCCCGUGACUUGGAUUGGAUUGGUGUCAUGACUUACGAUUAUCACGGACACUGGGACAAGAGAACAGGUCACGUGGCUCCACUUGGCUUCCAUUCGGAGGCAGAUGUAGCUUAUUUCAACACAGAGUACACGCUCAAUUACUGGAUCCGUGGUGGAGCUGAUCCGGCUAAACUCAUUCUCGGGGUUCCGCUCUACGGCCAGUCAUUCACACUGCAAAAUCCCAGCGUCAACGGACUUAACGCUCCGGCUAAAGGAACCGGACAAGCUGGUGAAUUCACUCGUCAAGCUGGAUUCCUCGCUUAUUACGAAAUUUGUAAGAUGAUUGCCAAUGGCGGAUGGACUGUCGUCCAGGAUGAAGAAGGAGCUCUCGGUCCGUAUGCUUACCGUGGUGAUCAAUGGGUAUCGUUCGACGACGCAAACAUGGUUCGUAAAAAAUCCGAAGUUGCCAAAGCAAUGAAAAUCGGUGGUGCCAUGAUCUGGGCCCUCGAUCUCGAUGAUUUCCGAAACAAAUGUGGAUGUGAGACGUAUGCUUUGCUCAAAACAAUCAACAGAGUCUUGAGAAACUACCCAGCAUCGAGCGCCAAAUGUGACGUUAAAAGUGUUCCAAAAGUUUCCAGACCAACUGCAGUAUCCAAGAGCACCUGCCAAGAAAAUUCUUACAAACCGCACGAAUCUGAUUGUGCUAGUUACUAUCAUUGCGUCUUCGGACAAUGGAGUGGCUAUACUUGCCCCAACGGUUUGUUCUGGAACAAGGAAUACUGCGACUGGCCAUACAACGCCAAAUGCGAAGGUAGCAGUGAAGUUUACCUUCCAGCAGUUCCAGCCCCUACAGCUGCCCCUGUUCUACCUGGACCUGAUUCCACUGGAACAACAGCGAGUGGCGCGUACGUCGAAUGGAAACCAACAACUACAACAGCCAAGCCCACGCCCAGCCCUUUUCCAGAGGUGACAUUGCCCGACACUGGUUUUAAAGUCAUCUGUUAUUUCACCAACUGGGCUGGAUAUCGGCAAGGAGAGGGCAAGUACAAGCCGGAGGACAUCGAUCCGGCUUUGUGCACGCACAUCAUCUACGGUUUCGCCACUCUCAGUCCCAGUGAACUGACUAUGCGUGUUUUCGAUUCCUGGGCUGACACGGACGAAUACGGGCCAAACCUUUACGCAAAAGUAACGGCAUUGAAAAAGAAGGGAAUCAAGGUUUUGAUUGGUCUAGGUGGUUGGAAUGACUCAUUGGGCAGCAAGUAUAGCCAACUGGUUAACAAUCCAACUGCCAGGAAACGGUUCGUUGACAACGCAAUCGCCUUCAUCGAGAAAUACGGUUUCGAUGGACUCGACCUUGAUUGGGAAUACCCGAAAUGUUGGCAGGUGGAUUGCAAAGCUGGACCAGAUUCAGACAAACCUUCGUUCACUGCUUGGGUUAGGGAACUGAGCGAGGCGUUCAAACCUCGCGGUUGGUUACUGUCGUCCGCUGUUUCGCCCUCGAAAACUGUCAUCGACCUUGGUUAUGAAGUUGCCGAGUUGUCUCAAUACUUUGACUGGAUUGGUGUCAUGUCCUACGACUAUUUUGGCAAUUGGGACAAAGAAACCGGUCACGUUGCUCCCCUAUAUGCCCAUUCUCAGGUCAGCAACCAAUACUUCAAUGCUAAUUUCACGCUCAACUAUUGGAUUGAACUUGGCGCUGAUCCGUCCAAAGUAAUCAUGGGUAUGCCUAUGUACGGACAAUCGUUCACUCUUGAAGAUCCCGCCAGCAAUGGCUUGAACGCCAAGGCUAAAGGACCAGGUGAAGCGGGAGAAUUCACGCGGCAAGGAGGUUUCCUCGCGUUCUACGAGAUUUGCCAUCGUAUGAAGCAGGGUGGCUGGACUGUGGUUCAAGACUCUGAAGAAGCCAUGGGUCCUUACGCUUACAAAGGAAAUCAGUGGACUUCGUUUGACGAUGUCGCUAUCAUUCGUCGCAAAUCUGAAUUGGUCAAAUCAAUGAAAAUCGGUGGUGCUAUGAUUUGGGCGUUGGAUCUUGAUGACUUUAGUAACCGAUGCGGAUGCGAACGCUAUCCAUUGCUCAGGACUAUUAACCGCGUCUUGCGUAAUUAUCCCGUAGCCGACCCGAAUUGCAAUUACGCUUAAAAAUUAAACAGGGAUCUUUUGGUAAUGAGAUUUAAUGCUAAGCAUUAGAAAAACAUGAUUUCCGAUCUUUUUAAAGGCACACAACAAAGAUGUGUUACAGGUGUUUGUUCUGUUUUUUAACAAUGUUUUCCUCUGUUAUGUUAUUUGGGUAACU
Daphnia carinata is the source of this 3724-nucleotide messenger RNA. Its product is annotated as probable chitinase 10. Gene Ontology annotation, biological process: carbohydrate metabolic process; chitin catabolic process. The record is from RefSeq and is a predicted model, not a curated record. Lineage: Eukaryota; Metazoa; Arthropoda; Branchiopoda; Diplostraca; Daphniidae. Gene Ontology annotation, molecular function: chitin binding; chitinase activity. Gene Ontology annotation, cellular component: extracellular region. The coding region runs from base 166 to 3570 and encodes 1134 amino acids. The transcript has 10 exons.